Messenger RNA from Rotaria sordida, 3723 nucleotides. The record is from the annotation of a GenBank genome assembly. Lineage: Eukaryota; Metazoa; Rotifera; Eurotatoria; Philodinida; Philodinidae.
AUGAAUAUAAUCAUAUGUUUGAUUAUAUUAUGUCAUUUAUUUAUAAAUCAAAUACAAACAGAACAAUGUGAAUUAACAUUAAAUGAUGAUAUUCAAUUGACAACAAAUAUAUUUUUUCAAUCACGACGUUUUUGUAGUUCAUAUGGUUUUCGUGCAAAAAAUACACAUCAAAUAUUUAUAUCAGGUCGUUUAGUUGAUUAUAAAAGUCAUUGUAAACGAAGUAUAAAUAAUGCAAAUAUUGAAAUAAUACAUGUACAACCAAAUUUUCGUUCAAUUUGUCAUGAACUUAAUUAUCCGAAUUCAGAUGGUUAUUUUUAUUUAUCAACUUUAGUAACAAUUCCAUUAACUGAACAACUUUUCUUACGUGUAACAUCACCUGAUUAUGAAACAAUUAUUAAAGAAAUUAUUUUACCAUCAUCACAAAAUGUUAUUCUCAAUUGGCAAAUUGUUUUAACACCAACUAUUGAACCACGACAGCAACAACAACAACAACAACAAAUGAAUUCUAUGAUUGAUUCUCUUAUAUCUCAAAUGACAUUAGAUGAAAAAAUUGGUCAAUUAAAUCUUGUUACAGUUGGUUUUGAUAUAACUGGUCCAAUUGUAAGUCAAAACGUUGAUGAAAAUAUUCGUAAUGGUCUUGUUGGUGGUGUAUUUAAUACUUAUACACCAAAAGCUGUUCGUGCAUUACAAGAACUUGCUAUGAAUAGUACACGUUUAAAAAUUCCAUUAAUUUUUGGCUAUGAUGUUAUUCAUGGACAUAAAACUAUUUUUCCAAUAUCAUUAGGUAUAAGUACAACAUGGGAUAUGGCAUUAAUAGAACAAAGUGCACGUAUUGCUGCUCAAGAAGCAACAGCUGAUGGUCUUAAUUGGGUUUUUUCACCAAUGGUUGAUAUAGCACGUGAUCCACGUUGGGGAAGAAUAUCUGAAGGUGCUGGUGAAGAUCCUUGGUUAGGUAGUCAAAUAGGUGCUGCUAUGGUACGUGGUUAUCAAGGAUCUGAUUUAGCGCGUUCGAAUACAGCUAUGGCAUGUGUUAAACAUUUUGCUUUCUAUGGUGGUGCAGAAGCAGGUCGUGAUUAUAAUACAGUUGAUAUGAGUCGUAUAACAAUGUAUCAAAAUUUUCUUCCACCUUAUCAAGCAGCUAUUAAUGCUGGUGCAGGUAGUGUAAUGACAGCAUUUAAUGAAGUUGAUAGUAUACCAGCAUCAGCUAAUCGUUGGUUAUUACAAGAUUUAUUACGUGAUCAAUGGAAAUUUAAUGGAUUUAUUGUUACAGAUUAUACAGCAAUUAAUGAAAUGAUUCAACAUGGUAUAGGUGAUCUACAAGAAGUUAGUGCUCGUGCAUUAAAUGCUGGUGUUGAUAUGGAUAUGGUUGGUGAAGGAUUUUUAACAACAUUAAAAAAAUCUUUCAAUGAAAAAAAAAUCACUGAACAUACAAUAAAUCAAGCAUGUCGUCGUAUACUUGAAGCAAAAUAUAAAUUAGGUUUAUUUGAUGAUCCCUAUCGUUAUUGUGAUGAAUCACGUAUAGAAACAGAUAUAUUUACAUAUGAAAAUCGUUUAGCAGCAAAAGAUUUAGCUCGUCGUUCAUUUGUUCUUCUUAAAACUGAUCGAAAAACAUUACCAUUAGCAAGAACAAAUUUAAAUCUUGCACUUGUUGGUCCAUUAGCUGAUGAUCAUAGAAAUUUAAUUGGUAGUUGGAGUGCUGCUGGUGAUUGGCGACAAACAAUUAGUGUUCGUGAUGGUAUUAAUAAACUUCUUGGAAAUCAAAUACAAGUUUUAUAUGCAAAAGGAUCAAAUCUUAUUGAAGAUGUAUCUUUACUUCAACAAUUAAAUGCACAUGGUGGUGAAAUUGUUUUAGAUGAACGAUCUGCUCAAGAAAUGAUUGAUGAAGCUGUAGAAAUAUCAAACAAAUCUGAUAUUAUUGUUGCUGUUAUCGGUGAAACACAAGGUAUGACAGGUGAAGCAGCAAGUCGAGCAGAUAUUAGCAUACCAGAAUGUCAAAAACGUUUACUUAAAGCAUUAUUUGAUACAGGUAAACCAGUUGUUAUUGUAUUAAUGAAUGGUCGACCAAUGACAUUAACAUGGGAAAAUGAACAUGCAGCAGCAAUUUUAGAAACAUGGUUUGCUGGUACAGAAACUGGUAAUGCUAUUGCUGAAGUACUUUUUGGUUUUUAUAAUCCAGCUGGUAAACUUACAACAACAUUUCCUCGUCAUGUUGGACAAAUUCCAUUAUAUUAUAAUCAUAAAAAUACUGGACGACCAUUUAAUGCAACUCAAGUGACUGAAAAAUAUAAAAGUCGUUAUUUAGAUGUACCUAAUGAACCAUUGUAUCCAUUUGGCCAUGGUCUUAGUUAUACAUCAUUUAAUUUUGAUCCAAUAUCUGUUGAUAAAAAUGAACUUCGUGGUGAUUCUGAUCGUUUAACUGUACGUAUUCGUAUACAUAAUACUGGUGCAUAUGCUGGUGAAGAAGUUAUUCAAUUAUAUAUAAGUGAUCCAGCAGCAAGUGUAACACGAGCUGUACGUGAAUUAAAAAAUUUUAAAAAAAUCUUUCUUCGGUCACAACAAGAAGAAGAAAUUUCAUUUAUUAUAACAACAAAUGAUUUAAAAUUUUUUAAUACUGAUCUAGAUUAUAUUUGGGAAGAAGGAGAUUUUAUUAUUCAUAUUGGUCCUGAUUCAGUUAAUACUCAAUCAACUUUACUUCCAGCGCCACGUCCGCUUUUAGCGAACGUUGGCCUGGUUACAUCUUCAUCAUCACCCAUACCAACACACAAAACAAAAACAUCUAUUAGUCGAUCACCAUCAUCAUCAUCAUCAUCAUCAACAAAUUCAUCAAAUUCAUCCUCAUCCGGUUCAACAAGAUCCCGUUCUCGAUCACCAAUUUCUCGUCGUUCACGUUCACCAACACCUGAUAAACCACCAACACCAUCAUCAUCAACACCUCCUGUUACAAUCAAUAAUUCCAAUGUAUCAUCAUCAUUAUUACAACAACAAGCAGCUGCAGCAGCUGUACUUUUUUCUAGUAGUUCACUUAGUUCAUUAUUACCUAUGUAUAGUAUGGGUCUUUUUCCAAUACCUCCCCCACCACCACCACCACCUAUUUUACCUGCAGUCAAUUUUUCACCCGAACAAAUAGCACGUGUUUGUGAAACAUUAGAAGAAAAUGGUGAUAUUGAUCGAUUGGGAAGAUUUCUUUGGUCAUUACAAGUUGCACCUGGUUCAGCAAAUCUUUUAGUACAACAUGAAAGUAUUUUACGUGCUCGAGCACUUGUAGCAUUUCAUUUGGGUAAUUAUCGUGAACUUUAUCAUUUAUUGGAAAAUCAUAAAUAUACACGUGAUUCACAUGCAAAAUUACAAGCUAUGUGGAUGGAAGCACAUUAUCAAGAAGCAGAAAAAUUACGUGGACGACCAUUAGGACCAGUUGAUAAAUAUCGUGUACGAAAGAAAUAUCCAUUACCACGUACAAUAUGGGAUGGUGAACAAAAAACUCAUUGUUUUAAAGAACGAACACGUUCUUUAUUAAGAGAAUGGUAUUUACAAGAUCCAUAUCCAAAUCCGGCCAAAAAACGUGAACUUGCACAAGCAACUGGAUUAACACCAACACAAGUAGGAAAUUGGUUUAAAAACCGACGACAACGUGAUCGUGCAGCACAAGCCAAAAAUCGACAACAAUAUGGUAUUGGUGCAGGUAGUUAUUCUCCACCAUCAUCACCUGAUUCUUCAACAACGUGA